Physeter macrocephalus (sperm whale) is the source of this 1323-nucleotide messenger RNA. RefSeq names its product sialic acid binding Ig like lectin 15 (gene SIGLEC15). The transcript has 6 exons. Gene Ontology annotation, cellular component: plasma membrane. Gene Ontology annotation, biological process: regulation of actin cytoskeleton organization; regulation of osteoclast development; regulation of bone resorption. NCBI's taxonomy places the organism in Eukaryota, Metazoa, Chordata, Mammalia, Artiodactyla, Physeteridae. The record is from RefSeq and is a predicted model, not a curated record. The coding region runs from base 1 to 999 and encodes 332 amino acids.
AUGGAAGGUUCCUCCCAACUCCUGGCCUCCCUGGUGUGCGUCAUCCUGAUGGGAUCAUUUGUGAGAACUAAAAGAGAUACCACCAGGAACUUGCUCAACACAGAGCUGCACAGUGCGCCGGCGCAGCGCUGGUCCAUGAAGGUGCCGGCCGAGGUGACUGCGGCGGCGGGCGAGGCGGCAGUGCUGCCCUGCACCUUCACGCACCCGCACCGCCACUACGACGGGCCGCUCACGGCCAUCUGGCGCGCGGGCGAGCCGUACACGGGCCCGCAGGUGUUCCGGUGCGCGGCGGCGCGGAGCAGCGAGCUCUGCCAGACGGCGCUCAGCCUGCACGGCCGCUUCCGGCUGCUCGGCAACCCGCGCCGCAACGACCUGUCGCUGCGCGUCGAGCGCCUCGCGCUGGCCGACGACGGCCGCUACUUCUGCCGCGUCGAGUUGGCCGGCGACGUCCACGACCGCUACGAGAGCCGCCACGGCGUCCGGCUCCGCGUGACCGCCGCCCCGCGGAUCGUCAACAUCUCGGUGCUGCCCGGCCCGGCGCACACCUUCCGCGCGCUCUGCACGGCUGAAGGGGAGCCGCCGCCCGCCCUCGCCUGGUCCGGCCCGGCCCUGGGCAACGGCUCAGCCGCCGUGCUGAGCCCAAGUCAAGAUCACGGCCACCAGGUGACCGCCGAGCUGCCCGCGCUGGCCCACGACGGCCGCUACACGUGCGCGGCCUCCAACAGCCUGGGCCGCGCCGAAGCCAGUGUCUACUUGUUCCGUUUCCACGGCGCCUCCGGGGCCUCAGCAAUCGCCCUCCCGCUCGGCGCGCUUGGCCUCAAGGUGCUGCUGCUACUUGGCGUUCUGGCCGCCGGCGCCGCCGCCCGCCGCCGCCGCCGCCGCCUAGAGUACCCAGUCACCCAGGACGCCUCACCGCGGCCCCAAGCUCAGGAGUCCAAUUACGAAAAUUUGAGCCAGAUGAGUCCUCAGGGCCCACCAGCAGCCGUGUGUUCACCUUGAGGAGCCCAUUGGCCACCGGCAUCCCCUGGACACCAUGAGGAAUGAAGGCCAACAUGUGGCUUGGCUGGGACGGCCCUUCCUGGCUCCCAGGCACCUUGGCAGCCCUAGCCUGGCGGCGCCCUGAGGUCAGGACCCUGCUCACAGAGACUCAGAGGUCUCCUACGUGGACUUCUGUCUCCAAGCCCCAGAGAUAUUUCUGUCAACGGGGCAGCAUUUUGUGCACGCACGCGUGCACGCGCGCGCAUCUGUGUGUGUGUGUGUGCGUGUGUGUGCGUGCCCGCACUCGCACAUGAGCCCAGGUGACACUUCUGCAAAGCUCGUCUU